AAAAACACGUCGGCAAAGAGUUGUCGAUGCCCGCCUAGCCGAGGAGUGACGAGAAGUCUCCCUUUUGUAAACUAGUUUAGAUACCAUGCUCUUGUAGUGGGCGCGCUCCCCAAGUUUCUUUAGUGAAGACGCCUCCACAAACUAGAGGCAUGUUUCGAAGUAACAGAGCAUUGUUAGUAACGCUUGUCGCGCUAGUCAGUGCCGAACUCCAGCUAGUAGGGGCCCACUACCACAGUGAACACGAUCAUGACCACGAUCAUGACCAUGAUCACGAACACGGCCACGAACCCGAACCCGCAGCGUUCAAGUACUCACGCGUAGCCAACGAGCCGCACGUCGCAGCUGCUGCAGCUGGCAGCGAGGCCCACCAUCAUUCCCAUGGACACGUAGCAUCGUCUUCUCAUUCUCAUGCAUCGGCCGCUCCCAAGAAGAAACCGAUCCGAUCAUUCGAAGAGACUGCCUUUCUUUGGGGCCGUGCUCUCGGUUCCACACUGCUGAUUAGUGUCGCACCGUUUCUGAUCCUAUUUUUCAUUCCCAUUGACUCGCGCUCUGGCCAUGAGUCGCUGCUCAAGGUUCUCCUCAGCUUCGCCUCGGGGGGCCUGCUUGGCGAUGCGUUCCUCCACCUCAUUCCACACGCACUUAUGCCGCACAGCAGUGAAGAGGUCUCAGGCACUGCACACACAGGUCACGGCCAUAGCCACGGCAGUCAUGCCCACAGCCAUUCUCACAGUCACGACCAUUCUCACGGGCCUCAUGACAUGAGCGUCGGCCUGUGGGUGCUCGCCGGUAUUCUAGCUUUCCUCAUGGUUGAAAAAUUUGUGCGCAUGAUCAAGGGUGGUCACAGUCAUAGUCAUGACCAGCUUCACGAGCAUGUUCACGAGGAGCAUCGUGCCGACGACCGGGUUCCGUCGGGAACAGGCGAAGCUGACACAAGGCCCACUGGAAAAUGUGACGGAGAGUCCAGCGGUGCGGAGGACGCCAAGAACGAGUCGACUGCAGCUCUGGUGCACAGAAAGAAAGCCAAACUAGAGAGCACAGCGAUGGAUAAAAAGAGUGCUACCGAUGGUGAAAAACGGCCAUCAGACAUCAAAGUGGCUGCCUACCUGAACUUGGCUGCUGAUUUUACUCACAAUUUCACCGAUGGCCUGGCCAUAGGUGCAUCGUACAUUGCUGGCAACACAGCAGGCUUUAUAUCUACAGUGACAAUCCUCCUGCACGAGGUCCCACAUGAAAUUGGAGAUUUCGCAAUCCUGGUGCAGUCAGGCUACAGCAAACGCAAAGCAAUGUGCAUGCAGCUGGUGACAGCAGUGGGCUGCCUUAGUGGCACACUGUGCAGCCUUAUUGCCGAUGGGGUUAGCAGCAGCGCCAAUCUAUGGGUGCUGCCCUUCACUGCUGGUGGGUUUAUCUACAUUGCCACCGUCUCAGUCAUUCCUGAGCUGCUGGAGAACACACGACUGUGGCAGUCAGUCAAAGAGAUAUUUGCACUGCUGCUUGGUGUGUCCAUGAUGGCGCUACUCACCCAGUUUGAGUAAAUCAUAGCUGAAGGGAAAAACCAAAGUGCACAAAAGAAUUCUGUCACAUGGUUGGAUGUUACAUUUUGUUUGGAUAGGUGUUGGGAUGGGAGGGAGCCACUGUUGCACGUGAACUGUGUUACGUUCCCUAAUGUUACAGUUAGAAUCACUUCUGUUGCACAAGUGUAAUGCAUUGGUCUUAAGCUUACUUUAUUUACAAUAAUCGUACACAUUAUUUAUUCAAUGGCAUUGUAUAAGAAUUCUGAGCAUUUCGUUCGAUGCAGGCGGGCUGGGACAGUUGGUCAUGGGGAACUGGUGACAAGUUCAUUUGAACAUGGCACAAUGUCAUAUACUUUAUCAAAUGAAUGGUGCAAGUGAUGUACACACACAAAAAAGAGGCAGAAUGGCACCUUAUUGACAGUAAGGUUUGUUAAAAUAACUAGUUAUUUACGGUCAGUACAAUAGGCACAGAAAGCUAUACAGGACGUUUUCUCAUAUAUUAUUUUGUGAUUUCUUAUUCAUAUAAAUAUAUUGUUGCAAUUAAUGAGAACUCUGGUAGCAUUUACCACUGUGAAGCAGGAUCAAAGUGUUAAUGAUGUGUACUGUUAUUAUUUAUGAUGUAGGAGACUUGCAUGCUAUAAGGCCUGGAAUAGUUUUUUACGUAGCCUUCUGUGCAUUGUGUGUUGAGUGUAAACAUCCACAGUCAUUUCAAUUAACUUUUUGGGGGAGUGCCUGCCUUAUCUUGUGUCUUGUGUUGCGCCUUUAUAUAUUGAUAGCUAUGAGCCAACUAGCCCAGUUGUGUGCUGUACCGUCCUUUUUUCUCUCUUUUUUUUAUGAUACUAGUAAAAAUGUGAUAAUAUAUAUUAUACAGUAAAUUUAACCAAGGUGGUGCAGAAGAUUGGCUAUUCUUGAAUUUUUCAGCACUCACACUGAGAAUUGUUUUGUGUGAUGAAACUGCAGCAUGACUGAAUGUAACAUGGUGGAAUGUACUGCAACUCUUAUCUCUCCUAUCAUUUCCUAAAAUGUAUGCGCGAUUCUUAUGUGCAUCUACAUGAGCAUUGUACAUUGUUGUUAAUGUCGGCAGCUUUUUGUAUGUUGACAUCUCUCGCUCACUCAUUCCGGUGUAAUAAUGGAACUUAACUGUGCCCGACAGGAUCGUUGUCCAAGCUCUUUUCUGUAUGCUUUUUUUUCCUUCAUAAACCUCUAUUACUGUACUCGAGGCAUUGGUGAUGCAAGCUGCCAGGGAGUUGCAUUUACCAGACACUCAAGGUCUUAAAGAAAGAGACAUCAAUAUCAGUACCAAUACCAAAUAUCAGAUAACAGUAUGAUUUGCGCUGAAAUCUUCCAUAGUUGGUCAUGCUGGCAUGUAUUUGUGACACUUUAAUUGUAUUAUGGCGAUAAAAGGCCUUGCAUAAUAUCUAGAGUAGAAACUAGAUUUGCUAACAACUUACGUGCCUCUGCCAGACAAGUUGGUGUUCUGAAUACAGGACAAAGCAUUUAAUGUUAGCCCAUGAUGUCUGCACAUUGCCUUGCUCCUGCAAUUGUGUGGUUGAGAGAGUGCGUAAAUGUACACAGCGAUCUAUUGUCAUGGGGAACAUGAAGCAUAUGGCCUUUGCUCUGUAGUGGUGGCAUUCAACAGGAGUAUGCAGCUGAUGCCAUGCUCUCAUGUUUCCUCUAACAGUGGAUCUCAGAGUCCAAGGCUAGUUACGAUAUGGUGAUUUCCUAUAUUUUUUUGUUAUGGCCUUGUAAUAUGUCAAUGGAGAAGAUGCUGAUGUUGUGAAUUGGAAGUGAAUAAAAUACGGUUUCAAGGUA
Dermacentor albipictus is the source of this 3323-nucleotide messenger RNA. RefSeq names its product zinc transporter Slc39a7-like. Gene Ontology annotation, molecular function: zinc ion transmembrane transporter activity. NCBI's taxonomy places the organism in Eukaryota, Metazoa, Arthropoda, Arachnida, Ixodida, Ixodidae. Gene Ontology annotation, cellular component: membrane. The record is from RefSeq and is a predicted model, not a curated record. Gene Ontology annotation, biological process: zinc ion transmembrane transport; intracellular zinc ion homeostasis.